This is a messenger RNA of Protobothrops mucrosquamatus (brown spotted pit viper), 1319 nucleotides long. Its product is annotated as neuron navigator 2. The transcript is spliced from 4 exons. Gene Ontology annotation, biological process: neurogenesis; nervous system development. The annotation marks the transcript as partial. The record is from RefSeq and is a predicted model, not a curated record. Lineage: Eukaryota; Metazoa; Chordata; Lepidosauria; Squamata; Viperidae.
CCCUUACAUCAUUGGAACAAUGAACCAAGCCACUUCCUCCACUCCUAACCUUCAGCUGCACCACAACUUUAGAUGGGUACUAUGUGCCAAUCAUACUGAGCCAGUCAAGGGCUUUCUUGCCCGAUUCUUGAGAAGAAAACUCAUUGAAACAGAAAUUGGUGGCCGGGUGAGAAAUGCAGAAUUAAUUAAGAUUGUAGACUGGAUUCCCAAGGUUUGGCAACAUCUCAACAAGUUCUUGGAAGCUCACAGUUCUUCAGACGUUACUAUUGGUCCACGCCUGUUUCUCUCUUGCCCUCUAGAUGUGGAUGGGUCAAGGGUUUGGUUUACUGACUUAUGGAACUAUUCCAUUGUUCCCUAUCUUCUUGAGGCUGUCAGAGAAGGGCUACAGUUGUAUGGUAGGAGAGCACCAUGGGAGGACCCUGCCAAGUGGGUGAUGGACACUUAUCCAUGGGCAGCUACUCCGCAACACCACGAGUGGCCUCCUUUGUUGCAAUUGCGUCCAGAAGAUGUUGGCUUUGAUGGUUAUUCUAUGCCACGAGAAGGUUCAACCAGCAAACAGGUUCCACCUAGUGAUGCUGAAGGAGAUCCUCUGAUGAACAUGCUGAUGAGGUUGCAGGAGGCAGCUAAUUAUUCAAGUCCACAGAGUUACGACAGUGACUCCAACAGCAAUAGCCAUCACGAUGAUAUCCUUGACUCAUCCCUGGAGUCAACGUUAUGAAUAGAACUUAGAAAUGGUUGUUUCCAGUGGUCCGUCCUUUGCCUCCCUUAGAAAAACGAAUCACCAAGCCAUGGAGAGAAUUGACCUUGGUUCAGAAGGACAUCUCAGUAUUAGAGCUGCGAGAACAAUACAAUCUCUUCCACCCUCUCUGCCUCCCCCAUUCAGUGUCAAAGAUGGGUGCAGGCAACCCAGCUGAUGUUUUAUAUCUUGCAUUUCGUUUUCCUUAAUAAGAACUGCACUAUUUUUUGUUUUUCUUUUGUUUUGUAGUUUACAUUGCUGUGAGUUCACAUGCCUACGACACUGAACACAUUAUUUUCAUAAAAACAACGGUGCUUAUCUAGUUGUGUCUGUCCAUUGACCAAACAACUUCUGCUUGUGAAGUGGAUUACCAUUAUCUCUGAUUCCCUAAACCUGCUCCAAUAUUUAAAGGGACAUCUGGAGUAAAUUUCAUUACAAGGGUGCAGGGGAGGCGAGUAGAGGAAAAACUGAAGUGCAAGAGAAUUGUGUUUAAUUGACAUAAGGUGUACUCCAUUAAUCAUAACAAUCUCUGGGGAGAGUUAGUUGGAGGCAAUAAAUGAAAAAAAAAAAAUUUACCAUCAAA